AUGUUGUUCCGCAUCCACACACUCACCUUUGCUGUGGCCGCGGUGAUUUGCGCAUCCACCAUCAGCGCUCAGCCUGCCACUCCCCCAACUGCCGAUCAAGUCCGUGAACUCAUCACCAAGGCUGCGACCACCAAGAAGUGCGACGACUGUACUGCAGCGAUCAAAAUCUCCAGGGAAUACGCCCGGGCCAAUGCCACUGCAGCGGUUGAAUUAUCCAAGAAUAUCUGUCCCAGUAUCACCAAGUACCCUGUUGACGUUUGCAAUGGGUACAUUGACAUGCAAGUCCCUGUGAUGAUCAAGGCGACGCAGUCGGCGUACUUUAAGGAAGGUGACGAUAAGUUUAUCUGUCACUCGAUGUUUUCCAUGUGCCCCAGUCCUGCUGUCACCGCAAAUGCUCUCAGGUUCCCUCGGCGCAAGCCAAGAUUCCCCAUCAAGCCUGUCCAUAGUGGAAAACUGGUCAAUGUUGUCCAUCUUUCGGAUUGGCAUGUGGAUGAGUUGUACGAACCAGGGGUCGAAGCCGCAUGCGAUAAACCCAUCUGCUGCAGGACAUUCCCAACCACCAACACCACGGCCCCGCUCCGCCGCGCAGCCGCAACAUGGGGCGAUUACCGUUGUGACACCCCGAUCAAGCUGACUCAGGACCUCAUGAAGUUUAUUCGCAAGGAGAUCCCCAAUAUCGACUUUGCCAUCCUGACGGGCGAUAUCCCGCCUCAUGAUACUUGGCUGGAGACUAGGGAGACUGUUACGCCCAUCUUUGAGCAUUCUUAUGCGCUUAUUGAGAAGUUCUUGGGUAAGAACAUCAACCUCUACCCUACCAUUGGCAACCACGACGCCGGCCCUACCAACCUGUUCCCAACGGAGAGGUCAGGAGGAGACCUGCAAUGGGUCUACGACAGCCUGGCCAAGGACUGGUCCUCCUGGUUAUCCCCUCGCGAACUAGCCUCCGUCCGUCACAAUCACGGUGCCUACAGUACCUCCCCCCACCGCGGAUUCCGCCUCAUCUCGCUCAACACCAACUUUUGCUACAAGGACAACCUCUACCUUUACAGUGACCUCCGCGACGCCGAUCCCAACCACGAGAUCCAUUGGCUGAUCCGCGAACUCCAAUAUGCCGAGGAUCACAAGGAACGCGUCUGGGUCAUUGGACAUGUCGCUCCCUACCAGACCGACUGCUUGGAGAACUGGUCGGAUCUGUACCAUCAAGUCAUUCAGCGGUACUCGCCUCAUGUUGUUGCGGAACAGUUCUUUGGACAUUCGCAUACGGAUGAGUUUGUGAUCUAUUAUGGAGCUGAUGGGAACAAGACAGCAAAGAAUGCGAUUGGAACGGCUUGGACGGGACCUUCGGUUGCGCCGUUUACGAACAUUAACCCUGGUUUCAGGACCUACCAGGUCGAUACCGGGAGCUGGAAUGUCUUUGAGUCGGUGACUUAUAUCGCCGACUUGGACCAGGCCGCGAAAUGGGAUGCUGAAGGGACCACGCCUAACUGGCAUGUCGAGUACUCUGCGCGCAAGGCUUAUGGUGUGUCGGUUCCCAUCGCUGCCGAUAAGCCCUUGAGCGCGGCGUGGUGGCACAAUGUCACGGUUGCGUUUGAAGCGGACCCGGCCAAUAUGACAGGACCGUUCCAAGAUUUUUGGAAGCGUCGUGGAAAGAGUUCCAAGUUGAUCCCGACUUGUUUGGGCAACACGACUUGUCCAUCCGAGAUGAUUUGCACGCUCAGGUCGGCUCAGGGUGCAGAUGCGUGUAUUGUUCCCGGGAGCGGGUUCAGGAAGCGGGCUGAGGAUGAUGACGAGGGGGUGUGGGAAGGUGUGGAUGUUGGAAGUCGUCCAUGGUUCACCAAGAACUGUGGUCAGUUCAGACUUUAG
This is a messenger RNA of Linnemannia hyalina, 1863 nucleotides long. The record is from the annotation of a GenBank genome assembly. Lineage: Eukaryota; Fungi; Mortierellomycota; Mortierellomycetes; Mortierellales; Mortierellaceae.